AGUAGUCAUCUGUCGAUGUGUCUAUGGUAGAGAAACUAGUGAAGUGCUAUACGGAUUUGAUGUGUAUUUACCGUUACUUUUUGUGCUAGUGUUGUGUCUAAUAAGUUUCGUGAAAAAUAUUAGUUAUUUAUUUUAAUAAUAGUUACGGUUUCAUAUUAGUUAUUUCUUUUACUAAUAGUUACGUGUUCAUAUUAGUUAUUUCUUUUAAUAAUAGCAAUCAACCAACCUAUCCAAAUCUGCUUGGAGUAGAUCAUUAUUUGCAGUAGACCGAAUUUUUUUCAUUACUUUGAGAUCAUCAGCAAAAAGAUAGCAUUUCGAAUGAUGAAAACUUUUUACCACGUCAUUAAUGAAAACAUUGAAGAGUGAAGAGUGAGGGAGGUAGCCAAAAAGGGAUCAGAUGUGUAGCCACUUAUUACAACAACAGACUCUCUUUCUGUAAGAUAUAGAAAUGGAUAAUGCUGAUGCAAGCAAUCAGCAAGACAGAAGAAUAGAACAAAACGAAGAAGAAUCUAUAAACAACAGCCAAGCUAAAGUACAACAAAAUGAAGAAGAAAAAGAAAAUCGUCAAGAUGGAAAGGAGAAUAGUAAUGAAGAAGAUAUUAAUAAUACAAAUAAAAUUGAAGAGAAAAUGUCACAAUAUAAUGAAAAUAUAAAAAUCUCUAGUUCUAACAAUGGGCUUUCCAGUGAUAAAAGUAACAAAGAAGAAACAUUGUUAGCCGAGCCUACAACAGUAGUCAGAUUUUCGCCUAUGUGGAGACAGUCGCUCGCUGCAAUGGCAUCAAUAUUCUUGAGCUUUACCGCCGGUCUUACGUCUGGAUACUCCGCCAUUUUGUUACCGCAGUUGCAACUUCCCGGAAGUCCUAUACUAAUCGACGAGAGUACAAAAUCAUGGAUAGCUGCAAUGGCUGCACUACCCAUGGCGCCAGGGUGUCUCAUAUCUGGAUGGCUUAUGGAGAAAUUCGGAAGAAAAACAUCACACUACAUUCUCUGUGGACCUUUCCUUUUCGGUUGGAUCCUCAUUGCCUGCGCUAAUAAUUUAACGUUAAUGCUUCUUGGAAGAUUCUUUACUGGGCUUUGCGUCGGUCUGCUGGGUCCUCUUGGUCCUGUAUAUAUUGGAGAAACAUCUGAUCCUAAAUACAGAGGAUUCUUCCUCGCGAGUGUAUCUUUAGCCAUUGCCGUGGGCAUAUUUGUAGCUCAUCUCAUUGGAACAUUUAUUACAUGGCAAUGGACUGCAACGAUUUGUUGCCUGUUUCCAGUUCUAACUGUAGCAAUAUUAGUCUUUAUCCCUGAGAGUCCAACUUGGUUGAUUUCAAAAGGAAAAAUUGAGAAAGGAGCCGAAUCAUUUUACUGGCUGAGAGGCUACGGUGAAGAAGCGAAUAAUGAAUUAAAAGGACUCAUUGAGAGCAAAAAGCUAGUCGACGCUGAACCUGCAAUGAAUUGGAAAGAGAAAUUAAUUAGUCUUAAGAGUCCUGAAUUGUUGAAACCUUUGUUCAUAAUGAUUUCCUUUUUCGUAACUUGUCAAUUCUCUGGAGUCAAUGCUGUUGCGUUUUAUUCUAUAGAAAUAGUAGAAAAAGCUGUCGGUAAAGGACUUGACCAUUACAUGGUAAUGUUAAUAAUAGAUGCUCUAAGAGUUGUUAUGUCCAUUGUCGCAUGUGUAAUUUGUAAACAGUAUGGUAGAAGACCAUUGUGUUUCAUCAGCGGAAUUUUCACAGCCCUAUCAAUGGUAGGGUUGUCUAUGUACUUAUACUGGAAACCACCAAAUCUCACUUGGAUACCAAUGAUGUUUUUGAUGAUGUAUAUUUGUGCUAUAUCUAUAGGUUUAGUUCCAUUGCCAUGGAUAAUGUGCGGUGAAGUAUUUCCAACAAAAGUUCGAGGAUUAGGAUCUGGAAUUAGUUCUGGUACAACUUUUGCGGCGUUUUUCGCAGUUGUAAAAACUGCACCUGGAAUGAUGACGCAUUUAGGAGAAGUGAUUACUUUUCUUAUCUAUGGCGUCAUAGCUCUUACUGGUACUGGUUUAAUGUACUUCAUACUACCAGAAACUAAAGGCAAAAGUUUACAAGAGAUCGAAGAAAAAUUUAGAAAUAAGAAAAAAUCAAAUGACCCUAAAGUUUAGAUUUAUAAUUGUUAGGAAUUAAAUACUUACUCAAAGUUAAUUAGCUUAAAGCGAACAAAUGUUUAUAAUCUGUGAUACUCGUGGUCAUAAAUGACUUUUAUUAAAUAUGUUUAUAAUAUAAAUUACUGCAUUUUUUCUUUUACAUCGUGUAUUACUUAAAAAUGUAACUUCUGUAUUAUCUACUAUAAAUAAACUUAGAUUUAGUGUUAUGUGUGUGAUUGAUAGUAUAUUAUUUUAUCUGUCCAUACUAGACUAGGAUUCUGAUUGUAAUAUUUUAGUCACGCCACUCUAAGCGUGAGGUGAUAAAAUCUUCUAUAAUAUUAUCACCAUGGCCUUGUUUAACAGGUAGCUUAGUAUGUACUUUUGUUUUAGAUUUUUCUUGAUGUAACUAUGCUAUGUUCUUAUAGAUAGCUGAUCUUAUUAUUAUUUUAGAACUUUGCAACAAUGAAUGAGUGCUAAUAUCUUAAGAAAUGAGAUUUGUGAGAGAAAUUUAAGAACAAAUACUUUUUUGCUUAAUAUUACGUAACAAUUUUAUUAUAAGGUUCAAAAUAAAACUGCGAUACUAUUAAAUUUAUAUUUUAAUAUCUCUAGUAACAUUGAACGAUAAAAGGAAAACAAAUAUAUGAUAAUUAAAAUGGCACACGUUUUAGUAAUCUAAUGUAAACUAACAAUAAAUGCAUACCGGUACUGGCACAUGAUAAGCGAUAAUAUUUCUAAAAUGAAAUGUCAUUGUAAUGAAUAAGGAUUUUGUUGCUUUUGUGAAUUAUAUUAAUUUAUGAUUGUUAGAUUUUGUUUCGUACAACUCAACUGUGUCAAGUGGAAUUAGAUACUAAUGAAUAAGAUGAAUCUUGUUCAUUAGAGUUCGACCAUAUCUCAUAUAGAUCCGUGGAGAAAACGCCAUCAUCGUAAGACAUAAUUUUAUCAUGCCGUCGUCAACUGAUUUAGUAAUCUAAUUUGAUAGUAGAAAUAAUGAAAUUAAAUCUUCAUGAUCAAGUUCCUAAAUCUACAGAAUUAGUUUCAU
Molecule: messenger RNA, 3134 nt
Organism: Achroia grisella
Lineage: Eukaryota; Metazoa; Arthropoda; Insecta; Lepidoptera; Pyralidae
Gene: ST3
Product: facilitated trehalose transporter Tret1-2 homolog
Exons: 5
Coding region: 449-2113 (554 amino acids)
Biological process (GO): transmembrane transport
Cellular component (GO): membrane
Molecular function (GO): transmembrane transporter activity
Source: RefSeq, a predicted model, not a curated record